GAUGGGUACUAAUCAAUCAAAACGACAUCCACGAUUUCAGUCAUGCACAUGGGAUGAAUUUUUGGCCGAUAUUAAGGAAAUGAACCGAAAUUAUCGCAGUCUUCUUGUCGAAAACGAGGAGUACUUGGCCUUCGCUCUCCGGAACAUUGACUAUCAGCGUGAAGGAUAUGAAAACUGGAAGUCAGAGAUUAAAAUUCUCUGCUGCAAGGUUAAUCAAAUGUCGAAGCAAGUGUUAAACUACAAGGAGCUGACGUUUCGCGAGUUUCUCUCCACAUAUGAUCUACAUAAGCUGAUGAUCACCAACAAGGAAAGCCGUAAAAGAAGCGUGGAUCCCAUGUCGACUAGUCAAUUCAUUUUGACUCAAACAUCGGAUGUCGAGGGUAACUGCGUGAUUUGUAUGGAAAACAUCAACGAUUUGCUUCUCCCGUGCCUCCACGCCUUUUGCAUCCGAUGCAUCGCCAACGAAAUGGAAUACCGCCACGAUUUCUCAUGCCCGAUUUGCAAGACAAAGAUCAGAAACCCCAUCGAAUCAUCUUGGGAGGUGCCAGAUGCUCCAGACCAGGCUGAAGUGAACGAGUAUUUGAAGGAAAUCGCCCGUGAAACUUGAUCUAAACUAUAUUCAACUAGCUCCAAAUCUCUCUCGCCUCCGCUCACUUUUCCUGUCUGAUUUUUCUCACAUUUCUCAUUCGUUGUUUCUUGGAAAACGUUAUUUUUAUUUAUUCCAUUUAUAAGUUCAAAACUUACCAUAACUCCAUUAACGGUUCAUUGUUCAUUCUCAGCCUUAGCCAUUUUUUUUCCUUCUUUCUCGGUUUCGAUGUGCGCCUAGCGGUUUCUUGUGAGUAGCUCACAGUCGAAUAUUUUUUUAGUGGGGGCAGUGCAAAUUAGUUUUUUAACUGGUGUUUGGUAAUUUCUGGGCACUAAUGGUAGAAAUUAUUUUUGCACUGCCGCACUUCUCAGGUCCAAAUUCCAAAUGUUUCAACUCAUUUUUUUUGUAUUCAAAUGAUGUAUACUUUGUUACCAUGUAAAUAUCUGAAUAAAGCACGUUCAACCUUUUU
This is a messenger RNA of Caenorhabditis elegans, 1055 nucleotides long. It is a transcript of the gene F54B11.5, whose product is annotated as RING-type domain-containing protein. The transcript is spliced from 5 exons. Bases 2 to 607 code for a protein of 201 amino acids. The record is from RefSeq and is marked reviewed. NCBI's taxonomy places the organism in Eukaryota, Metazoa, Nematoda, Chromadorea, Rhabditida, Rhabditidae.